This is a messenger RNA of Jaculus jaculus (lesser Egyptian jerboa), 948 nucleotides long. RefSeq names its product olfactory receptor 2A12-like. Lineage: Eukaryota; Metazoa; Chordata; Mammalia; Rodentia; Dipodidae. Gene Ontology annotation, molecular function: olfactory receptor activity; G protein-coupled receptor activity. The record is from RefSeq and is a predicted model, not a curated record. Bases 1 to 948 code for a protein of 315 amino acids. The transcript has a single exon. Gene Ontology annotation, cellular component: membrane. Gene Ontology annotation, biological process: G protein-coupled receptor signaling pathway.
AUGCAGGGCCUUGGCAAGGAAAACCACAGUUUGGUGUCCGAGUUCAUCCUCCUUGGCUUCUCCAGUGAGUCACAGAUUAGAGUGGCUCUGUUCAUCUUCUUUCUCCUGCUUUACCUUGUCACCCUCCUGGGCAAUGGUCUCAUCGUCACCCUGAUCUACCUAGACUCCCAGCUCCACACACCCAUGUACUUCUUUCUCAGUGUUCUCUCUCUGGUGGACAUGAGCUAUGUUACCACCACUGUGCCCCAGAUGUUGGUUAACAUGGUGUGUCCGAGAAGGACCAUCUCCUGGGGUGCUUGUGUAGCCCAGAUGUUCAUCUUCCUGGUCCUGGGCAUUGCUGAGUGUGUUCUCUAUGCCAUUAUGGCCUAUGACAGAUACGUUGCUAUCUGCUUUCCCCUUCACUAUUCCCUGCUCAUGAGCCGCCUCAUUUGUAUCAAGAUGGUCACUGUCUGUUGGUCUAUCAGCAUCAUGGGGGCUCUGGUCUACACUGUCUUCACCAUGCGUCUGCCUUACUGUGGUCCCUAUCAGAUAAACCACUUCUUCUGUGAGGUCCCUGCUGUCCUGAAGUUGGCCUGUGCAGAUACCUCCUUCAAUGACCGCCUGGACUUCAUCCUGGGUUUCAUCCUGCUUUUGGUCCCACUCACCCUCAUCCUGGCCUCCUAUGCCCGCAUCUUCAUCUCCAUCUUAAGAAUCCGCUCAUCCCAGGGAAGGCUCAAGUCCUUCUCCACAUGUGCCUCCCACAUCACUGUGGUCACCAUGUUCUAUGGGCCAGCCAUGAUCAUGUAUAUGAGGCCUGGCUCUUGGUAUGACCCAGAGCGAGACAAGAAGCUGGCUCUGUUCUACAAUGUCGUCUCUGCCUUCCUCAACCCCAUUAUCUACAGCCUCCGGAACAAGGAUGUGAAGGGGGCCUUUCUGAAAGUCCUGGGAGACAGAGCGAUGGCUCAAUGA